Prorocentrum cordatum is the source of this 2499-nucleotide messenger RNA. The record is from the annotation of a GenBank genome assembly. Lineage: Eukaryota; Dinophyceae; Prorocentrales; Prorocentraceae.
AUGCACGCCUUCGAUGCCACAUGCCUGGAGGAGUGCCUGAAGGUGGUGUUCGCGGGCACCAUCUCGGUUGGCCCCGACGGCGCCAGCUCGCUCCAGGAGGCGGGCGCGCCGCAGGAGUGGGUGUUGCACGGCCUCGCCAAGGUCACACUGCCGGCCCUUACGCUCGGCGUGGCGGACGUCCGCGGCAUGCCGCACCUGCUGAAAUCUCUGCUUCCCGCGGCGGAGGAGCUGUGCGGAGUGAGUCGGACGGGUGUUGUGGCCGAGAGGCCCUCGGAGGUGAGGGCGCGCGUCCUGCUCGUCGGCGGGUACCUGGCGUCCCACCUGCUGGAAGGGUGGUAUUCCCUGCUGCUGUCGGCCCUGUACGUGUACAUCACUGUGACGACGGGGUAUUCUCUGCUGAGCGGCGCAUGGGCUCUCAUAGGGGACACGGCCGCCUUCGACGAUCAGGAGGAGGAGUGGUGGUGGGCGGCUGUCAGAUACGCCGUGGCACACCUCGAUGCCCACCUCUAUGUCUUCAUGGGUGCUUGUCUGGCCACCGUGCACCGGUGCUGGACAGGUCGCCGCCUCUUCGUGCGCUAUGGCGGGAAGAUGCUGGUCAUAGUCGACUGCACGGUCAACUACAAGCUGCUCCGCGCCUACGUGUCCAAGCUGCGCGCCCUCGCGUUCCGAUUCACAACCUUCGGUGUGUCUGGGCAGAACGGGGAGGACCACUUUGUGCACGAGAUGACCCACCUGACCACGUCCGAGGUGGUGGUCUUCGCCGGCCGUGCCGACGGCCGCCUCGGGACGCUGGCCUCCAUGGAGGCCGCCAGCAUCAUGUCGCUGCAGCAGGCGCGCUUCAUCGCCGCGAACCCGUGCACCGGCGUCGAGGUGGUGUCUGUCGGGCACAACCCUUGGACGAAGCCUGGGCUCUUCGAGAGGUCCGUGACGCUGUCCUCCGAGCACAGGCCCGCGUUCUACUCCCAGCAGCUGCUGCACAGCGCCACCGGCGGGCACGCGCCUGCGGACGUGAUGCAUGGGGUUGCCAUGCUUGCCAAGGGGGACCUGUCCAGCGCUGGCACCCGAAAAGGGAACGCGGCUGCCUUUCAGGACGUGCGGAUCGAGGACAUCCAGCAAGAGAUGAUUUCGAGGACGUUGGACCUCGAGGAUGCCCAAGACGUCAUAAGUUCAAUCGUGAAGGGGCACUCUGAUGCCUUGGGAAUCGACCCUGAGGACUUCGACGUUGCCAAGGUUAUCAACGCGGAUGUGGCCGCACAUCUCGCGAGCUUGAACGCCAGCAAAGAAUUUGUAUACUCCUCGCUCUCGCGGCGCGGUCUCACGGCACUCGCUAAGCUAAGCCCUACUGGUUCGAGUCUCUACCCCCAGCAGGACCCGACAAUUCCCAGGAGUCCCUCAGCGCAUCAUCUGCAGUUCGACCGCUCGCGCUCCGAAACCGACUUAGUGCGAAGUCGGUCGCUCGUGUCAGACUCGGUGAUGCGAGCCCCUACGAAGGGCAGUCGCAAGAUCAAGUUCACCGCCUCGACGAUCAUGGCAGUGCUGCGCGGCCGACAGAUGGAGACGAUCAUUGCCGACAUGCGGCUGAGCAGGCAGAGGAGGUCCCGGGCCAAGCUCAGUGACUGCGACCUGUCGCCCUCCUGCCAGCUCGCGCUGAAGGACUGCUAUGAGGCGUGGGCCCACCUGGCGGCACGGAGGUCCAAGGAGCGCGAGCAGCGCGUCACCUCCUACAUGGCCAAGGUGGCGGCGGACAGGGCGAAGGCCUCGUCCGUCGUGCUGCCGCCACGGGCGGCGGCGUGGAGGACGCAGGAGGAGUACCGACAGCGCAGGCGCCAGUGGAUGAUGCGGUACUCCUGGCUGCCCCUCGCGAUGCACGCGACUCGCAAGUGCUUCGAAGUCUGGAGGGAGCUCGCGGAGGCCGCGAGGGCCCGCAGGGUGGGGCCCUCCACGGCGAUGAAGAUCUUGAAGACCGUCAGCCCGGUCAAGGCCUACAGCGCGGGCAUGUACAGCCCGAGCAAGAUUUUGAGCUGGACCAGGAGCACCAGCCCGCACUCGGUCGACACCGAGAACAGCCCCCACAAUACGAAGCUGUGGGACAGCGUCGUGAAGAAGGUCACCAUGGGGGACCGCGAGGGCAGCAAGGCUGUCGUCAUCGGCGAGCACCUGGGGUCCGAAGACAGGGAGGGAAAAGCAGCGAGUGGCAGGGACCUGAUCCUCAACCUCAGCUACAUGGAGGGUAUCUACGAGACGCGCGUUGCUGCCGCGGAGAGGCUGCUCGCCUUCUACGUCCUCUUCCACGCGGCUGUGCGCCCGGUCUCCCGCCUGUGGGGCCUCAGCUUCGACAUGGACCGCAGCGAAUCCAGGCUCCGCGUCGCCUCCACGCCUGCCCCGGUGCCCUUCGUGGAGAGCACGGACGACGACGAGGAACCGCCGCCCCAGCACGACAGUGCGGUGCUCACGGACCCCCCCAUGCUCGAGCGGGCGGAUUCGGGCUUCGUCAUCUAG